Molecule: messenger RNA, 1716 nt
Organism: Girardinichthys multiradiatus
Lineage: Eukaryota; Metazoa; Chordata; Actinopteri; Cyprinodontiformes; Goodeidae
Gene: rgp1
Product: GP1 homolog, RAB6A GEF complex partner 1
Exons: 9
Coding region: 127-1362 (411 amino acids)
Biological process (GO): retrograde transport, endosome to Golgi
Cellular component (GO): Golgi membrane; Ric1-Rgp1 guanyl-nucleotide exchange factor complex
Source: RefSeq, a predicted model, not a curated record
AGCGGAAGCAGACGGUAUCCAUUUGUUUUGUUUACUGUAGCUCGAGCGAUAGUUAGCUGGACAAGCAAUGCUUAGUUUAUUCAAAUACAGCGUUAAAUUGCGUUUAUUUACUUAGAUAAAUAUUGUAUGUACGACCUUAACUUCACAAACCUCAACAGUCUUACUGUAGGAUCGCUUGAGGUCGAGAUGAUCGAGGUUGUGGCCUCCAUGGCCCGGGGGCCCGUGUUCCUGGCCGGGGAGCUCCUGGAGUGCCUCAUAACCUUCACUAACCCGAUGUCUCAUCUCUCCACCUCCGCCAGCAGCGAGAUGUUGGCAUGGGCCAGCACCCAAAUCCACUGCCAGUUUCACGCCAGUGAGAACAGAGUGGACCUGCCGGCCCAGGGCAAUAAACAGGAUGUCCAGGCCGACAGUGACACAGUGCUGAUUCCAAGCAGAGGAGAACGAGGGCAGUGUGUGCUGGACACACCUCCCAAGAUAUUAUUCUGCGAUCUGCGCCUUGACCCCGGAGAAAGUAAAACUUAUUCCUACAGCGAGGUGGUUCCUAUUGAUGGACCUCCUAGUUUUCGAGGUCAGGCAGUGAAGUACGUCUACAAACUGACCAUCGGCUGUCAACGAGUCAACUCUCCCAUCAAGUUGCUCCGAGUUCCCUUCAGAGUCUUGGUUCUGCAGGGAAUGCCAGACCCUCCGUUUCCUCAGGAUGAAGAAGUUUCUCCCUCCAACCCAUUUCUGGAGGAAGAGGAAGCAAGUCGCCGGGAUGCAACGACUUUGGAGAGAGCGCUGGACAUGUUGAUGGUCACCACCUCUAGACGAUGCCCCCACAUGUUUAACAUCACCAACACGCGAGGAAAAGUGGCGAAGUUCUGCAUCUUCAAGACUGUUUACAGACUCGGAGAGGACGUCAUUGGCACUUUCAACUUCUCCGAGGGAGACAUUCCCUGCCUGCAGUAUUCAGUCAGCCUUCAAAGCGAGGAGGAGAUCCAGCAGCAGUAUCAGCGGCGACCCGGACAGCCCAUCAGCGUGGCUGGACACGGGCGACACCUGGAGUCUUGCCUCCACACCGCCUCCAGCCACUUCUCCCUGCCCAUACCCCUCAACGUCACGCCAGGCUUCAGCACAGAGAUCGGUCAGUCUGCUGUCAUGGCUCUGAGGUGGCGCCUGCACUUUGAAUUUGUCACAGCCCGUGAGCCAAUGGAGCCUCCCGCCGUUCUGCAGAACCAAUCAGAGGUCACCGUCUGGGCUGGGGCGGAAGACGUCGAUGUGGACACCUUCAGUUGGAACCUGCCCAUCAAAGUGCUGCCCACAAACCCAGCGUUAGCGUCCUACAUGUCCCAGUUUACCGGGACCAACAGCAUCAAUAUCUGACCACUAGAGCUACACAGUUUUAAGGAUUUGUGUGUGUGUGUGUGUGUGUGUGUGUGUGUGUGUGUGUGUGUGUGUGUGUGUGUGUGUGUGUGUGUAAGAAAUACACAUGUAGAGUGGGUAGAUUCAAUUUGUAUGGAAACACAAUGUAUAUGAGACUGUUUUGGAAUUUUAAAAUGUUGUUGAACAUUCUUUUAGAAAAAUGUAACUCUUCUUUUUGUGGUUAUUUCAGAACUGCUCUAUGCAUGAACAGUUGUUAUUUUUAUUAUUUGAAGCUAGCAUUACUUAUGCAGGAUGUUUUCUCUGUAUAAGAGCUUUUUUUUUUGAGCACAAGAAAAUAUAAAGUAUGACCUCAAA